AUGCUCGCAAUAGUUGCAAAUAACCCCCAGUUGAUGCAGCAACAGCAGCAGCAACAACAGUAUCUUCGCCAGCGGAUGAUGAUCCAACAGCAGCAGGCGCAUGCCCAACAGCAGCAACAGCAACAUGGGCUCCCCGUAUCACUACCAAAUGGCACACAGGGGUUGAAUGCUGCUCAGCUGGCUGCGAUGCAAGCAAACCCCGGAAUGGCACGAAAUCCCGCGAUGCUUAUGCAUCUUCAACAACAAGUUCCCCAUGGCCAACCCCAAAACCUGCAGCAGCAGCAGCAGUUGUUCGCCAUGCAGCAAGCGCAACAUGCACAGCAACAAGCGCAGGCAAACAAUGGACAGCCCGGCCAGCAUACUCCUCAGCGCAGUUCAGCGCAGCCCCCAAGUAUGCAUGAGACCCAGACUGGCACCCCUCAGUCUCAGCAUGGUGGUCCCCCACAGAGUGGAACUCCUCAGCCGAAUCCAUCCUCGCAGCCACCUUCGACUCAACCGCCGCAAUCGCAAGGUCCCCCGCAAGCGCAAGCUACUCCUCAGCCUCAAUCGCAGUCACUGCCCCCGUCUCAGCAGCCUGGGCAACAACCCACCCCGUCGGGCCCUCAGCAGCCAACCCAGCAGGGCGCACAGGGUCAACAGGGUCAGGUAUCCGGCCCGCCGAAUCAGCAGGCCAUGGCUGCUCAGGAAGCCCAUUUGAAAGCCCAACAACAGCAGAACCAGGCUGCUUUGAUGAUGCAACAGCAACAACAAAGGCUAAACAGACAUGGCCAGUCUAUCCUGUGUCUCCAUUCAUAUGCUGAACACCUCGGGAAUUUUGCGAGCCAGGGCGAAGCCGUUGAUCUUCAGUACUGGCAGGGCUUUGUGGACAGAUUCUACGCCCCGGGAGGCGUUUUGCGCCAAGGGGUUUGGAACCCCCAGGUCGGAUCCAAGCAGUUUGAGAUCUCGACCCCAGCUCUUGCGAGGUAUUAUCUCACCCAGUUUACGAGCGGCAUCAAGCAGAUCCAGAUGGUUGUGGAAGCUGCUCGGGAGCGGGAUAUGCCCAACGGAGGACACAUGGUGGAGUCCCAGAAGGCAUCGUUUAUUUACUGGUUCACGAAUGAUUGCCAACUCUUCACCAAGGCACACCUUCGUGCCCAUUUCGACAUUAAUAACAAGAUCGAGAUGCUGGAUAUUGGAGUCACCAGCUAUAAUGAAUAUGUGCCUCGGAGCCUUGUCCAGUCUCUCGAGGCAUCGGAGCAGAAACAAAGCCCCAAGGUGACCAAGAAUUCUGGGAAGCGGACGCAGAAGCAAUCUCAGAGUGCCUCGCUGCCAGAGUCUAUGGUGACUUCUAAUGGUGUUCCUACCCCGGUGAUGAGUUUCCUCGAGCUGGCUGAGUGCAUCUCCCAUAUGCAGCUGCUCUUCAGUUAUUCGCAACAGAACCCCAACCUUUCUCCCCCAGAAGCUCUCCGGAAUCUUGUCAAUACCCUUCAAACACAUGGUCCGACCCCUCAAUUCGCGACCCCCAUGAACCCAGGCAUGCAGCCUGUUCCUAACGCCCGUGGCCCCAAUAUGAAUGGCCCAACGCAAUUUGCCUCGCCUGCGUUGCAGCAUCUCGGCCUGCCUGCUGGGCAAGGUUCACCUCACCUGACUGGAUCAGCUCAUGCGAGCCCAGCCCAGAGCCAGAUCGCUGGCGUCCCGGGAAUGCCUGUCCAGCCGUCCCCAGUUGGCGUGAACAACAGCCCCAACGUCGGCGGCAAUAAACGCCGCCGCGCAAGUACAGUUAAGAUGGAGGCCGAGGAUGGCGGUGGUCCUGAAGUUAAUGGCACCGGUGGACAGGGUCAAACCAAAGUGAAGGCCAGCCCUCGGGUAACCAAACGACAGAAGGGUGCUGCUUCAUAA
This is a messenger RNA of Penicillium argentinense, 1878 nucleotides long. Its product is annotated as LIM domain-binding protein. The transcript has a single exon. Gene Ontology annotation, cellular component: nucleus; transcription regulator complex. Lineage: Eukaryota; Fungi; Ascomycota; Eurotiomycetes; Eurotiales; Aspergillaceae. Gene Ontology annotation, biological process: negative regulation of transcription by RNA polymerase II; positive regulation of transcription by RNA polymerase II. The record is from RefSeq and is a predicted model, not a curated record. The coding region runs from base 1 to 1878 and encodes 625 amino acids.